Molecule: messenger RNA, 750 nt
Organism: Cercospora beticola
Lineage: Eukaryota; Fungi; Ascomycota; Dothideomycetes; Mycosphaerellales; Mycosphaerellaceae
Source: RefSeq, a predicted model, not a curated record
AUGCUGCGAUCCCAAAUUAGCACCACCGAGACAAUUCUUGGACAUCGUAUUCCUGAGGCUGCUCUGAGUAUGUCGGGCCCAGAUGAAGGAUCUCAUUAUGGCAGUCCAGUCGCCGAUGUUGUUCGAAAAGCUUUUUCGCUGGUGGGUCUGGAAUAUACACAAAUCAUCGCAUAUUCCUACUAUGGUGAGCCAUUGCUGUAUCCAGAGAACUCUAUCAUGGCUGCACACAAUCUUGGACUGUGCCAUCCAUACAACGUCUCAUCAGAAUAUUGUCUCGGACCAGGGCGUCGAGAUCGGCUUGGCAGGGAGCAAGACUACAUGGUUGGCUAUUACACCGAUGCUCUUGAAGUCAUCCUAACCUCACCGACUGCUCUGGCCUAUAGUGUCACACCAUAUCCAUACGCCGACUAUGAGCUUGGGGAGAAUAUGCGGCAACAGAAUCCUGACGAGUCUUUCUAUUGGGAGCAAGUGCGACACUUAUUGAGCACGCCAUUGCUCCGACAUGUUUGGAAGCCUACAAGAGUCGUAAUGUACGGCGAUCGAAGCAACGACACCCAAAUGCAACAGUUGAGCAAAGGCGUGCUCAAGGCUUUUCUGGCAGACGAGGAACAGCCGGACUGGGUCAAAGACAAGGUGAACCCGGUCUUUGCGGGUGCAAUGGGCGCAGCGGAGUUCACAAAAAGAGAGCUGUUCUGGAACAAGGAGAAGCCCAUAUCAGAGUUGGCUUCACCGCCCAAGGUCUACCUGUAA